This is a messenger RNA of Saxophila tyrrhenica, 396 nucleotides long. RefSeq lists its product as uncharacterized. NCBI's taxonomy places the organism in Eukaryota, Fungi, Ascomycota, Dothideomycetes, Mycosphaerellales, Extremaceae. The record is from RefSeq and is a predicted model, not a curated record. The coding region runs from base 1 to 396 and encodes 131 amino acids. The transcript has 3 exons.
AUGGGUGAUCACGAGCGUGGAGGCCAUCACGGACGCGGCGGCCAUGGAGGGGGUGGUCGAGGAGACCAUGAGGGCGGACGUGGCGGAGGUCACCAAGGAGGCGGCGACGGCAGCAAGCGUGAGGAGUUGAGGGACGACAUGACCGAUAUCCACCACGAUCGUGCCGCAAUCAAAAACGCCGACAACCCAGAGGAGCGCAGGGAGGCUCAAAAGGAGCUCCGUGAGGACCAGAAGGAGCUGAAGCAGGAUUGGGGUGCAGGUAUGCCGAAGCACAGCAAAGAGAUGAGGGGUGCUGGCGGUGGUGGUGAUAAUGAUGGGCCUGGCGGUCGGGGAGGUCACGGCGAAGGUCGUGGAGGGCACAGAGGUGGGCACAGAGGCGGCAAAGACGACGACUAA